Molecule: messenger RNA, 610 nt
Organism: Zalophus californianus (California sea lion)
Lineage: Eukaryota; Metazoa; Chordata; Mammalia; Carnivora; Otariidae
Product: basic proline-rich protein-like
Exons: 2
Coding region: 50-610 (186 amino acids)
Source: RefSeq, a predicted model, not a curated record
CUCCAGGAAGCCGGCCAGCCCCUCCCAGGGGGGCCCACAGCGGGCAGCGAUGGUGACCUUGCGUCCUGGGAGUUACGUGGCCGCCAUCUGCGGUGGCCGCCAUCUGCGACGGCCGCCGCGUGACCUGAGUGCAUCGGCGCCUCCUCUCGCUGCACCCCGGGGUGACAAGAGCCUAUCCGCAAGCGGCGUCCAGGAAGCCACCCCCAUGGAAGGAUCGGGGGCCCCUCAUGACCCACUCGCGCUGCAGCCCACCGACUCGCGUCUUCAGAGGCCGGAGAGCGUCGGGUGGGCGGCGGGGCUUCGCGGGGGUGACGCCGGGUGGGCCGGCGGGGUCGGAGAGGGCGGGGAGGCGGACUUGGCCGCGGAGCCUCCGGAAGGAACCGGGGCGGCAGCCCACGCCCUCCGCGAGGAGAGGCCCCGCCCCGCCGACCGCACCCCCACCAGCCCCGCCGCCGCCCCACAAAUGUCCGGCCCCCCCCCCCCACACCCGCCAGCCCCGCCCCCGCCCCACAAACGUCCCGCCCCCGACCACACCCCCAGCCCCGCCCCCGCCCCCCCACAAGCUACAAGGCUGCAGACAGACCACCUCUGCACUUGUUUAUUGUCAUGA